Aethina tumida (small hive beetle) is the source of this 1011-nucleotide messenger RNA. Its product is annotated as trypsin-1-like. NCBI's taxonomy places the organism in Eukaryota, Metazoa, Arthropoda, Insecta, Coleoptera, Nitidulidae. Gene Ontology annotation, molecular function: serine-type endopeptidase activity. The coding region runs from base 185 to 922 and encodes 245 amino acids. The record is from RefSeq and is a predicted model, not a curated record. Gene Ontology annotation, biological process: proteolysis. The transcript has 4 exons.
UCCAAGUCAACGAACUAAAAUACCAAAAUCUGAAAAUCUUUAAUAUAAAAAGAUGCUCACAGGUAAACAACAAAGCCAGGGAUUAAUAAACGUGCGAAAAUAGAACUGAUACAACCGGUUACAUGUCUUCCCUGCUAUAUAACAGCCCCCAACAUUAAGACUAGUCUAAACAGACGACAUUAAAAUGUGGGUCCUGAUAGUUUGUUCAAUUUUAGUAACAGUCGUAAACAGUACGCCACAGCUAAUUUGGAGAAAUGGUGAAACCUCAAUUGCAAACUAUCCUUACCAAGUUUCUUUACAAUCUGCCGGACGACACGUGUGUGGUGGUACCAUUAUUUCCUCAAGGUGGAUAAUAACUGCAGCUCAUUGUACUUAUGGAAAAUUCCCAGAGCUACUAUCAGUUAGAGCCGGAAGCUCCUUCAGGGAAACUGGAGGACAAGUAGUUAACGUGGCACAAAUAAUCCAGCAUCCACAACAUGACCCAGCAACUAAUGAGUACGACAUAGCAAUUUUGGAAUUGGACGCUGACAUUUCCAUACCCAGCGCAAGACCCAUUUCUUUGCCGACUGAUAAUUAUUUUGUGGCUGAUGGUGUUAAGACCACUGUGACUGGAUGGGGUGUUACAACAGCUAAAGGCGAACCCUCUUUGCAACUUCUUGUCAUGGAACUCCCCAUUGUGUCUCGCGAAAGAUGUCGUGAAAUCCUUGAUGAUUACUCAGUAAACGAAAGGAUGAUUUGCGUUGGCAUUUCCAAGGAAGGCAAAGACGUCUGCGAUAUUGAUUCUGGUGGUCCGUUGGUUGUUCACGGAAUGUUAAUAGGAAUUGUCUCGUGGGGUAAAGGAUGUGCUAGUGCCCACCAUCCUGGUGUUUAUGUCUAUAUACCUGCUUUCAGAGGCUUUAUUCAUCAGGUCACUGGCAUUUAAUUAUAAUUAUAGUUAAUUAAUUAAAAAUUUUAAAGUAAAUUGGCUUAUUAUUUAAAAAAGAUGUACUAUUACUUAUCAAUUUGUCUUAA